This is a messenger RNA of Maniola jurtina (meadow brown), 2206 nucleotides long. RefSeq lists its product as uncharacterized. The transcript has 3 exons. Lineage: Eukaryota; Metazoa; Arthropoda; Insecta; Lepidoptera; Nymphalidae. The coding region runs from base 90 to 1265 and encodes 391 amino acids. The record is from RefSeq and is a predicted model, not a curated record.
AGUUAUCACAACGUGACGCAAGAUAGCCUCGAUUGCCAAAACGAAACGCUUUAACCUUGCCAUAACCAGUUAUAGAUCAAAUACGCAGGAUGGCGGACGCGGAAAAAACUUUACGCGAUACUCUAGACUUAAUAUUGGACGACAGAGGUUAUAAACCACGGGAAAUCACGGUCAAGGCAAAAGAGACUGGUGGAGCGAACUAUACAUCUACUUUGUUUGUUGUAAAUGUUUCAUCACCAGAUCAAGAGAAUCUGAAGUUAUUCGUAAAAGUCGCCAGCGUUGGAGAAUCGAUACGAGGUAUAAUGCAUGCAGACUAUUUGUACAGAACAGAAAGAUUGUUCUACACACAACUAACUAAAAUAUAUGAAGAAAUUCAAGAAGAACGAAACAUUCCUGCAGAACACAGAUUUAUAUUCCCCAAAUUUUACGGAUGCAACGGUAAUUAUUGUAAAGAAACAGUUGUUAUGGAGGACUUGGCUGCCGUUGGUUUUGAACCUGUUGAUCGAUUAAAAUCUAUUGAUUGGGACCACGCGAAAGCAGCUGUUGAAAAUUUAGCUAAAUUCCACGCUCUGUCAUUUGCUUUUGAGAAAUAUAGACCUGAAGAAUUUGAAAUAUUAACGUCUGCUAUGAAAUUUGAGAUGAGUGGUAUGGAUGAUGGACAUGAAGAAACAGUGAAAGUUAUGGGUGAGAAAAUGAUAGAGAGCGCUGCAGGGUUGGUAAAAAAAGAGUACAAGGAACGAGUGCGGGAUUUUGCACUGACUCAUAAAUUAUGGGAAACGUAUAACCAUCCAAUUGGAAAACCUGUUAUUGCACAUGGAGAUUAUAGAACGAGCAAUCUGUUGUUUAGGAUACAGGAUGACAACCUCCAGGCCAUCGCGGUGGACUACCAGACAGUGCACGCGGGCUGCCCGGCCGGCGACCUCGUCUACUUCAUCUUCAUGGGCUCCGACGAGGAGUUCCGGAGACAACACUACGAGAAGCUUCUGGACCACUACUUUGUCUGCUUGGAGCAAGCCUUGGAAAGGCUGGCCGUGGAGCUCAGCGUUUAUACGCGGGAGAAGUUCGACAGUGAUAUGAAAGAGUUGCUGCCAUACGCGGUGCUGCUCGGCGUGAUGGUGCUGCCCGUGGUGACGGUGCAGGCGGACGCCGCGCCGCGCGUUGACGGCGACGCGGACAUCAACGACUUUGUUAUGAAGCCUAACGAGCUGUUUGCGCAGAGGUUCAACGGCAUCGUCAACGACUGCAUCCGAUGGGGCGCCAUUUAACGAUGCUGUGCAGUUAGAGGCGACGCGACGUGGGCUUCAGCGGCUUUGCUGUGAAGCCCAACGAACUGUUUGCGCAGAGGUUCAACGGCGUCAUCAACGAUUGCAUCCGAUGGGGCGCCAUUUAAUGGUUUUAAUCGCCUGCCAUCCUCCAGUAUGAUAUCCAUGAGGAUUUUUCUCCUCUAGUGAUAAAACCGCCUUAAUAAUUAUUAUUAUUAUCAACUUAGUUGGAAUGGGUAAUAAAUAUGUAUUUAUUGUAAGUUGUAACUUUAAUUAAGUAGAUAAUAAUUAUGUGUGUUCAGUAAUAUAAUUAAUUGCUAAAACCAACGAUAGAUGUAUAAUUAAAAUAGCUGAAAUAAUUAACUUUAAAUCAUUAAUAAAAAUUUUGAUUAGAUAGCCCACCAUAAAGCACCAGUAUAAAAAAUUAUUAUUGAAAAGUGUACCUACAUAAUGAUCAAUCCAUACUAAUAUUAAAAAUGCGAAAGUGUAUCUGUCUAUCCGUCUGUCUGUCUGCUACGUUUUUUACGGCUCAACCGCUGAACCGAUUUAAUGUUUAGGACAGACUUAGGAUACAUUCCCGGGAAGGACAUAGGCUACUUUUUAUCCCGGAAAAACAAUCAAUUCAAUAACGCCGUAACAGAGCUAUGAAUUGACGUCGUUUUUUGCAUAGACAUAGUCGAUAUAUUUUAGGCUACAUUUAUUUUCAAAGAAAAACACACAGUCCCCGCAGGAUAGCAUUCUUUAACACAUGAUAAAAUAACUUAAGCUUUGCACCAAAUAAUAUUGUAACAAACCUCAAUUAUUAUCAUUAAAACCUUGAGUCACGCCAGCGAAGCUGCGGGUAAUAGCUAUUUAAAUAAGUUAUAUUCAAUUAGGUAUGAAUUUGUUUUUCUUUUACAGUAAGUAUUAUUAAGUAAAUUGUUUUAAAAUAAAUUUUUAAAUAU